Nasonia vitripennis (jewel wasp) is the source of this 3581-nucleotide messenger RNA. It is a transcript of the gene dsx-c73A, whose product is annotated as mucin-5AC. Bases 918 to 2054 code for a protein of 378 amino acids. The transcript has 6 exons. Lineage: Eukaryota; Metazoa; Arthropoda; Insecta; Hymenoptera; Pteromalidae. The record is from RefSeq and is a predicted model, not a curated record.
AUCGCGAAGCUGUUCUCUCCCAUCGUAUCCACAGCAAACCUCGGAGAGUAAUUUUUAAUUAAUCUCAUCUCCCAAAACAAUUUUCCAGCAAAUCGACGCCGCGACGGUGUAUCCAAACAGCUAGAAUCAUCCAUUGUGCACUUGGUUUAAAAAUCCGCUUAAUUGACUCGAGAAUAGCUCUAUUGAGAAGGACGUUUGAAUAGCAGAAGUUACGAGCUCGGGCUCAUUUGUUACGCAUAAAUUUCAGCCUCUGCAACAGACACGCCGCUAUAACUCCCUUGUCGUCGAGGCUGCAGAGCUUUCAAGAAUAUAAUAUUCAGCGAUACCGUCACGGCUAAAAUUAGUUAUUUUAAUUGACUGCAGCCUCGCGGGAUUGUUCAGUUUGCGACGCGGAUCGCAUUCACGUGCUACGACUCGAUUUCGAGCAAAUAAUGCAAUUACAGAGAUAGAUUUCAAGAUCGUGCGCGUCCUUUCGAUUAUGUACGCGUUCCCUCGAAAUAACACACAGGAAAUCGCUGCUGCACGUGGAAUUGAGCUCGAGCUCGUUUGUCGCGCGCACCGCUUUAAAUUUUCCAAAGCUCCGUCGUUCGUUGCCAAUUCCGUUGUAACGCGAAAUGAAAAAACUUUCUCUACUGCGGAGAGAUAGGAUGGAAGAGGCCGCUGCAAGUGUCAGGAGAGCAAAAAAUACAACCAAGGCAAAAGCCAGAGGCGAGAUCAAAGAGCGAGAGCUGUGUGCAGUCACGAGAGCUGAGAGAGAAAGAGAGCCUAUACUACCCACACAAUGAUCGAUCGAGGAAGGCCGGAGCGUGCGCUGCAAUCUCCAGGCCAAUGUCAAGAGAGCGCAACCGCGCCGAGGCGAGGUGGGCCGUCCAGCAAGCAACUCAUCUCCUCGCUCUAACCUCUAACCCUCCUCCACGAUGCGUCCCCCGACUCCGAUCUUCCUCCUCGUCACCCUCCUGCUGAUCGACGCCUGUUCUUCAGCCCAAACCCCGGUGUCUUCCAGUUCCCCGAACCCUCCACUCCCGAAAACUCCGAGCCUCAAGAAAACUACCCCAUCCCCCAGCACCGUCUCCAGCACCACGAGUACGACCCUCGGCAGCAGCAGCAGCACCGCAAGCUUGACACCGAGCUCCACGGCCAGUAUCAGCAGCAGCAGUAGUAGUUCACCGACACCGUCGACGACGACAACGACGACGUCAACGACGACAGCCUCCCGCAACGUCUCCAUAGAGCCUCGGGUCAAGAGUACCACCAGCGGCGGCAGCUUGUACACGUCCACGACCAAGCGGGUCGGCAGCUCCUCGGCCAGCACACAGAGCAGCAGCAGAGAGAGCUCGUCCACGCCCUCGACCACUUCCGCCAAGGAGACUCGCGAGUCGCCCGGGAAAAUCCGACCGCAAAUCAAGUUGACCACUAAUUACACCAGCGCUAGCGAGACCGGAGUUCGGCUGCCGGAGGGCGCCUCAGCGGCACUGGCUAAGCCGACAAAGUACCACUACUACCCUCACAACCAGCACAUCUACUUAUUGCCGGAGUGCGCGGUCCAGCAGGUCUGCAACGCGGUCUACGUCAGGUUGAAUUUCACCCAGCCUCUGUGCGCCUGUCCGGGCCGUUAUCGAGAUCCCUGCAGCGCUUCUCUCGACAGCGACGAUCUCCAUACCACCGAGCUCGUCACUGAUUCCCGCACGAAGGCGCUGACUCUGGUGAAGACGUGCGAGCCCGUCGCCGAGAUGCGGGAAUGCCGAGCGCCCCGGGACUGGUCGCUGCUCGCGCUCCAGAACGUGCGAACAGGAAAGUCCCAUUACCUGGUCAUCUGUCGCUGUCCCGAUACCAACAUUCUUGAGGGACCGAUGAGCCACGACCAGCCGACCUACGCCAGUGUCCCAGGCAUCCGAGUCUACGGCAUGAUGUGCGUCCAGGGCAGCCGACGGGGUCGGCCGCUUCGAAACAUCCGGAGUAUCCUCGGUCUGCCGAGCAGAGUCGAGGAAACAUCCAACGACGCUUUCCCCUGGCACCUCGUGCCGGAACUCAUGAGGACGGCCAAGUGGGACUGAGGUUCUUCUCUUCCGCGCAGCAUAGACGAGACGGAAGACACACCGCAUCCAUCCUUCACAUCUUCUUCUUCUUCUUCUUCAUCUCACGCUAUUUAUAUAAUAUUUAUUGUUUCGAGCCUAGAACGAGAGAGAGGGGGAGAGAGAGAGAGAGAGAGAGAGAGCGAGCGAGAGAAAGAGUUAAAGAUUCAGCGCGAGAACGACGGCCGGAGUGAGGAGCCGUUAGACGCGCGCGAAAUUUUUCACGCAAGAGAGAUCGAGAGAGAGAGAGAGAGAGAGAGAGAGAGAGAGAGAGAGAAAGGAUUCAUUGCACUCGACUAUACAUAGGAGAGGAAGACUUUGGGCGGUACGGAUGACUGGCGUUGCACGAGCAAAAAGUCCACGAUGGGAUAUAGAGCCAUUCUUGGGAAAAUUUUACUUCUCGGGCAUGGCUCGCGUCGCUCUUGCGUAGAACCACUGACUUUUUGUUCCACGCAAGCCACCCGGGUUUACAAUGCACUACUACACUAUUUUUUUCUCUCUUAUAUCGAAAAAACGUUUUUUUUUAAACAAGAAUACGGUAUCUCUGAAGCACACACGACGAGCGAGUCGGUAUUAUUAUUAUUAUUAUUAUUAUUACGCACUAGUAAAUUAUUAAUCAAGCUGAGAUACGAUGGGGGACAUAAUCGACGUACGUAUACGUAAAAACUAUCGUAGGUACUUAGAUGCUCCAUUAACGAAAUCAUCAUUAUAUCACAAACACUUGCCUUACAUCAUAUACGUUUUAUACUUGCAGUAGCGCGUAAGAUUGUAACUGCGUAUACUUGUACGAGGUGCGCGUCGUCAUUUCUUUUUGACACUUUGCUUCUAUAUUAUCAAUAACUCACUAUAUCUCAUACGGCGCUAAAGACGCGCGUAUUUAUUUAUAUACUACUAUACAUUCCAAAAAGAAAACGACGAUCGAGUCAACGCACACACACAGAUACGAGGACAAUACACAUAGAAAAAUUCCGCUCUAUAAUAUACUAUAGGAUUAAGAUUGUGGUAAAAGGUAAAUCGAUCGUAAUAGAAAUGCCAUGUUAUACUUGUAUAAUCGACAACCACCGAUUUUUUUUAUACGACAAAUAUAUACUCCUUACAUAAAAACAGGGACGAACGAAUCGAGCUUAAAAUUACUUCCCAUACGUGCAAACUCACUGCAGUAUCGCGAUGAUUGGUCGACGAUUUGCUGACUGAGUAAAUAAAACGCUGAGAGAGAGAGAGAGAAGAGCUUACGCCGGUUUCCGGCAGCGUUUGCUAUUAGGUAACGGCCAUGUGUCUUUUUUUUUGAAACUUAUUAUUAUAUAUAUCCUAUAUUAUAUUACAAACCGUAAUUGUAUCACUAUUAACUCGAGUAAUAUUAAAUCCUCAUAUACUUAGCGCAUAUUAUAUUAAAAAAGAAAAACGUGAUUCUUCUAGUAGUGUAUGCGACCAGUAAUUCUAUACAUUGUACUUUGUAAAUAUAAAUUAUCAUGAAAAAUAUGAUGACAAUAAAUAACGUGAAAAAGCGUA